AUGUCGUGGCCCAAUGAUCAACACUCUCGGAGGCGCGGGGUAUGGAGCCAUUGGGUGCCGCUUGCGGUCACAGUGACUGUUGCGACGGUCGGUUUGGCCGCUUGGGUCUGGAGCCAACGCAAGGACGAGGACGAGACGCCCGAGAGCGAGCAGUACCCCGACCUCGACUAUGACAAUGCCGACUACGGCGACAAUCCAGCAUACGGCACUGCUAAAGGGCCGAAGCCUCCCCCGAGCAACGUGGGGACCGAAACAUACGGCACCACCGACGCAUCCCGAGACCCGACGGCCGAUGGAUGGGGUGCUCGCAUGUCGGGCGCAUUGAGGCGCACACCCAGCCCGCAGCAGUUCUUUGAGUCGGCUGGAAAGACCGUCACCGCAGGCGUCGCCGCUGCGGGUGCUGUUGCCGGCCGGGCUCUGGCGGCCAUCCGUGAGGAGGACAAGAACGCGUACGCUGACCACGAGACUUGGUCCGAGGAGGCAGACGCCAGAAAGGACCGCGCACCGGGGCCAAGAGACCCGAGCAAACGAAGGAGGACGGUUGCUGUGGUUGUUUCGGCCGAUGGCCAUGCAGACGAUUUUGAUGAUGAUGGCUUCCAUGAACACGCUUCCAUCUUGUCGCACAUCCCGCGCUACAAUGACUUCAACAACAUCAAGCUCUUCGUGUUGAUCUAUGCGCCUGGUCUUAAGGAAACCGCUGGCGAAUCUACGAGUAACCUUCCGCCACCUUCGCUGAGCUCGUCCUUCUCUAACAUUGAGCACCACCAAGCCCAAACUCCUGGCGAAGAGUCUUCCAAGAGCCCCACGGUGCAGGCCUCAUCCGGCAACCCCGCCUUCAAUGCCGUCUACUCCCAGGCGUUGGCUUUGGUCGAGAAGGAGACUAUGGUCAUGCCUUUCACAACGCCCAACGGCCACAACCACAUCCUUCGCCAUCUGCAGCCUGAGAUCAUCUAUCUGCAGGAGAGCCUGGCGGGCGAGAACGGCGGCGUCGUCUCUAACCUGCAAACGUGGCUGCGUCACGACAUCAUCCUGGUUGUCGGUGCCGAGAGCGGCCACGGCGGCCUCGCCGAUAGCGAGUCAGAGGCUGAGAGACCUGAUAAAGAAGAAAAGUGGUGGCAGCGAACUGACCGUGUCGGACGGGGCCGGGGCGUUGUUGUAGUUGACGGCAUGCGGGUCCACGAUGACUGGGCCCGGCGUGUCCAGGGCAAGGAGUAA
Colletotrichum higginsianum IMI 349063 is the source of this 1215-nucleotide messenger RNA. RefSeq names its product Peroxin 22-like protein. The record is from RefSeq and is a predicted model, not a curated record. The transcript is spliced from 2 exons. NCBI's taxonomy places the organism in Eukaryota, Fungi, Ascomycota, Sordariomycetes, Glomerellales, Glomerellaceae. The coding region runs from base 1 to 1215 and encodes 404 amino acids.